Messenger RNA from Culex pipiens pallens (northern house mosquito), 2260 nucleotides. Its product is annotated as ribosome biogenesis protein SPATA5L1. The coding region runs from base 14 to 2221 and encodes 735 amino acids. The transcript has a single exon. Gene Ontology annotation, molecular function: ATP binding; ATP hydrolysis activity. Lineage: Eukaryota; Metazoa; Arthropoda; Insecta; Diptera; Culicidae. The record is from RefSeq and is a predicted model, not a curated record.
CGGCAGCAUCGAAAUGCCUCCGGAACCGAUCCCCAUCAACCACCCGGUCACGCCGGACAGUGGCCACCUACUACGAACGCCACAGAUUUGUGAGAUUUCCUCGAGUUUGCUUCCAGGGGAUGCAUCGCGGAUUCCGGUGGGAUCAACUGUUUUGUGCAAUUACACUAGUGGUCGCCGUUUCCUGGCCAAGUGGUUCCCACCGGGGGAGGAUCGAUUCCUGCGGGAUGCCGUUUGUUACGUGGAUGAAAGUGUGGAACUACUAAGAGAUAUUCACGAAACCGGGCGCGACGAUCCGGGGAUCGAUUGUUUAGAAGUGGUUGACGAACCGUUGUGUCGAUUUGAGUCGGUGCUGCUCGAUGUCCGGCUGGAUUGCGCCAAGGUGGAUCAGGAGCUGAUUAGGUCACGUUGUGAUUUGGUGGACUUGUUGAAGGAUUUGCUGGUGCCGUACUGUUUUGGAGAGAAUUGUACGGUCGCGUUGAGCGAUUUGGAGAACGAAAGCUACGGAAUUGUCGGAGUGACCAUUCGGCGGGCGUUUGGGGCCGGGAAGUUUGGACAAAUUCAGAACGAGACUCGCGUCGAGAUUGAUCGGAUGCUGUUUCACGAUUCGAGAGGGUCGAAACCGCUUGGAGGGUUGGAGGUACCGUUGGAAGCUGUGCGAGUUUGUUUGAGUGAAGAAAGGAAUGAAAAUGUUCUGCUGGCAGGACCUCCUGGUUCUGGGAAGUACUCCCUGGUGAAGAAGGUCGCUCAGGAAGGUAAUCACCCUUUGUUCGAGAUAAGAGGGUUGGAUUUCAUCAAGUCACUUCCGGGAGAAACGGAGUCGGAGUUGAGGAAAACCUUUGAACGGUUAGAGCAAUUUACGAAGCUGGUAGAUGUCCCCAGCAAAUCGAUUCUUUUGGUGAAAGACGUGGACAGGUUGUGUCCCAAGGUGAGCAACAAAAGGGGUGAAGAUGUGGCCAACAUUUCCCGGAUUUCGUCACAGUUUACUGCACUUUUGGACAAGUACCACAAUCAGGCGGGGAAGAUGAUCGUCGUUGGAACAACGUCAAGUCUGGAAAACCUUGACCAGCGUGUUCGACGUCCCGGUCGCUUGGGAGUUGAGGUCUUUAUUCGAAUGGCCUCGGAGAAUGACCGAAGGCAGAUUGUGGAAGCUGUUCUGCAGCAAAGCGGAGCCACGUUCAAAGCAGAGAUCAUAGAAGAAAUCAUCAGACGAACUCCCGGUUACGUCGGAGCCGACUUGGAGUUACUUGUCCAUACCUUGCAGCGGACACGCUGCCGGCAACCUUCACUAAACAUCCAACAGCUGCUGGACGAGUCGCUGAAAAAGAUUCGACCAACGGCGCUGCGGAACUCGAUUGGUCUCAUCACCGGCCUUAAAGAAUCCUUGGACACCAUCGGUGGAAUGGAAAACCUCAAGAAGACGCUAAGAGUGUCCAUCCUAGGACCCCUGCAGAACCCAGCAGCCUUCCGUCGGUUCGGGAUGUCCCCCCUAAAAGGCAUUCUCCUGUACGGACCACCCGGUUGCGCCAAGACCACAAUCGCCCGCUGUCUCGCUGCAGAAUCCCGCAUGACCUUCCUCUCGGUAUCCGCCGCGGAAAUCUACUCCCCGUACGUCGGCGACGCCGAAAAACUCAUCACCAAACUCUUCAACCAGGCCCGCCAGUCCGCCCCGGCCGUAAUCUUCCUCGACGAAAUCGAUUCCCUCGUGGGAAAUCGCGGCUCGCAAGGAGUUCGCGGCCCAAACGACGUCAACAUCCGCGUACUCUCCACCCUGCUCAUCGAAAUGGACGGCAUCGGUGGCAGCGUCCAGUCCAGCAUCGCCACCAGCGAAGACUCGCGCAACAUCCUGGUCAUCGCGGCCACCAACCGGCCGGACAUGAUCGACGAUGCGCUGCUGAGGCCGGGACGGCUGACCAAACUGAUUCACGUUCCGGCGCCGGAUCGCGUCGCGCGGUUGGCUAUAUUGCGCAAAGUUUCCGAAAAGGUUCCCCUGGAUCGAGAUGUGGACUUGGAAGCGUUGGCUGACCUGACGGAGCGCUAUUCUGGGGCGGAUUUGCAGAAUUUGUGCGGACAGGCGGCACUGCAUGCGGCAGCGCUAGAUGAAGACGCGGAGAAGGUGCGGAUGGAGCACUUUAGACACGUGCUGGGGGAGAGUCGCCCCUCGUUGACGAGCGGUCAGAUUGAGUGGUAUGAGCGGUUCGAGACGAGGCAUCGUGUUUUGUGAUGAAGUAAGUUAUGUGUAAAAAUUUGAUAAAAAAAAUGC